Messenger RNA from Chironomus riparius, 2150 nucleotides. The record is from the annotation of a GenBank genome assembly. NCBI's taxonomy places the organism in Eukaryota, Metazoa, Arthropoda, Insecta, Diptera, Chironomidae.
AUAAGGAAGCGAUUAAGUGAAAACUUUUAAUUCAUUUUUCACUUAUUUUUCUCAUUAUUUUCAAGUGUUCUGUUCUGUAGCUGAAAAAAAUAACAAAAAAUAAACGAGAAUCUGUAAACUUUUCAAAUUAAUCCUGAAUUAAACAAAAAAAAGAGAGAGCAAGCAGUGUAAAGACAGAUUUCUGUGAUGAUUAAUAUUCCAAAACUCAAAAGUGAAGUCAAAUUAAAAAUAAAUUUGUAUGUGAUGACAAAUUAGCUGUUGAGAAGCAACAGAAGUUGAGAGAAGCAAAAAACACGGGCACAAUUGUGAAAAUUAAUUUGAAGCGAUGGAGUGAAUCAUGUUGAAUUAUCAUCACCAUACCGUAUAGCUAUAGCAUUGUAUUCAGUCACACUUUAAGUCUCCUCACACUCCACAGCUAGUUUUCUGCUGUUGCUGAAUGCUAAGUUAAAUAAAAGAGAGGAAGAUAAAAAAAAAAUAGCAAAAGUGAAGACAUAUAGAUACAGAUAGGAAAAGUCGAGGCCCGAAAAAAAAGCUCAGAAAAGCGGAAGCAGAUGAGAAAGACAUUCGGAUACACAGAUAAUAAGUGAACAAGACGACAGAGAAAAAAAAUUUCUUCAUUCAUGACCAAUAACAAAAAAUAAUGUCACGUAAUGAUAAUGGAUAAACUCUGGAUAAUCUCAUUAAUUCUAUCAACUGCUCACAAAACCAAUGGACAAUCGAAUGUGGAAGUUCAACUAAUAACAAAAAAGUAUGUUGAGAAAGGGUCGAGUGUCACACUCUACUGUCGACAUAAUGUUGACUUGGAUAGUCUGUAUAAGGUAGCAUGGCUACGGAGUAGCGAACAUAAAUUUUUCGAAUAUAUACAUAAAAGAAAUCCGCCCUUUAGGAAUUUUUCAACGCCGGGAGCAGAUAUUGAUUUCUCGAGAUCAAAUCGAAGCCAAGUGACGUUGACAAAUUUGGAUUUUGAAGCGUCAGCUCCAUAUUUUUGUGAGGUGACAAUCGAUAAUCCAAUAUUUACAAAGGCAUCGAAGGAGGAGCACAUUCACGUAAUUGUGAAACAAAGUGGACCGCCAAAAAUUAUGUUUAAGAAGCGUCUUUUCGUCGUGGGUGAGAAUUUGAUUGCCAAUUGUACAACGACUCGUGCUAAGCCUCCUCCAACCAUCACGUGGCUAAUUAACGGGAAAAAGGUUGACGAAAUUUAUACGAAAAUUCUACAUCCGAAGGAGUACUCGUGGAAUUCAAAGCAUAAUCGAUCAAAAUCACAUCAUAAUAGCAUACAACAAUCAUCAUUACAUAAUAAAAAUGAUUUUAAUGAUAUACGAGCCCCGAUGUAUGGAAAAGUGACGAAUAUAGCUCAAGAACCUAGAGACUAUGAAUCACCAUUACCUAUUUUUAAUGAGACUGAAUAUCAAUAUCAAUAUCAUCCAUAUGCCAGAAAUGGCUUUAAUUUUCCACAUAAUCGACACACCCACGAUAGACCGUCAUCUAGUUAUCGUUUACAUCCAAAUUUUGGAAAUAUCAUUACACAUCCCAGCAGUGAUAUUGGCGGAAUUGCUAGCAUGGAAAGUGUUAAUAAUGAGAAUGAUAGAGGUCAAUUUGAUUACAACGAGGAUUAUAAUCGGGAAUCGAAUGUGAAUUUCUACGACAAUAAAUAUUAUGAUAACUUAAAAACUAUCCACAGCCGAAAUGCUUUGAAUACAUUCCAUAAAAUUCGGAGGCAUUUAAAUGAGCCGAAAACUUCCAAAACAUCCAAUAGCAUUAAAAUGGUAAUGAAUCGCCCGACAUAUUCGAGUAGUCAAUUGAGUAUUCAGGUCUCAGAGUUACAUGCUGACUCGAAUGGACGUCUUGAAAUUUCGUGCCUUAGCACGAUACCCGGAAAGAUAUCACCACCUGAUGAGAUGUUUGCAGACUAUAAGUCAUACAGCAUUAAAAUUGAUGUUAAAACCACCGAGCCAUCAACAACACAUUCAUCACCAUCAACCGUUGGAAUGGCAGCACUUGGCAGCAGCGGUGUUCCACAAUUUAAGAUAUGGUUCUACAUCUUGAAUCUUAUCAUAUGCAUCAUAACAACACAAUGUCUACCAUUUUCUACUUUCAAGUCUUUUCUAUUAUUGAUGUAAGCUUUAAAUUUAAUUAAAGUGAGAUGAAAC